Messenger RNA from Bombus impatiens (common eastern bumble bee), 1500 nucleotides. RefSeq names its product nudix hydrolase 8. The coding region runs from base 198 to 1118 and encodes 306 amino acids. NCBI's taxonomy places the organism in Eukaryota, Metazoa, Arthropoda, Insecta, Hymenoptera, Apidae. The record is from RefSeq and is a predicted model, not a curated record. Gene Ontology annotation, molecular function: NAD binding; ADP-ribose diphosphatase activity; NADH pyrophosphatase activity. The transcript is spliced from 4 exons.
GAUGUGAAAUAAAUAGAUAAAAAAUAGUAUUAGGUUAGAAUGUUUGACUAUUUUAAUAUUAACAUUGUACGUAUCAAAAUAAAAGCUUCAAUCAUGUUACGUAAAACUUUUUCCGACAAUAUUUAUGAAUCUUUGUAAGAUAUGGUAAUAAAACAUUUUAUUGACAAAUUUUUCAAAAUAGAUUCGUGAAUGUUCCAAUGUACAGUUUCGUAAUUUCAAAACUCUGUUACGUUUCCACGGUGCUAAAACAACAAUAUUUAGCGAAAUAUCGUAUUGUUUUUUAUCCUAUAUUACGUUGUAAAAUACAUUGCGUCAAUCCUUCUGUAAUUAUGGCUUCAAAGUGUUUUAAUGGAUGUAACGAUCACUACAAUGGUGUAACUAUUGACUCAAAUGACGAAGUUUGUACAUCUGAAGUGUUCACUCGUCGUCUUACAGCAUCUUUACAAAAAUGGAAAGAAAAUAAAAAACGCACAAUAUGGUUCCGUGUACAUUUACCACAAUCAGAAUGGAUACCGUUACUUGUGAAAGAAGGAUUCAAAUUUCAUCAUGCAAAACAAGAAUAUGUUAUGCUUUAUCGAUGGUUAGUUAAAGAUGAGGAAUGCAAUGUUCCACACUAUGCACACACCAAUUUAGGAGUCGGAGGAUUUGUCUAUAAUGAGGAAACUAAAGAAAUUUUAGUUAUCAAAGAGAAAUAUGCAAAUGGUCCACCUAUUUGGAAAUUACCAGGUGGUUAUGUGGAACCAGAAGAAGAUUUGGAAGAAGCUGUAAAAAGAGAAGUUUUAGAAGAGACAGGUGUUCAAACUACCUUUAAAUGUAUAAUAGGUUUCAGACACGUUCAUGGUUACGCCUUUGGCUGUUCUGACAUAUACAUGAUUGCUUAUUUAUCACCUAUUAAUAUCAAUAUUAAAAAAUGUGAAAAAGAAAUUUCUGAUUGCAGAUGGAUGAAGGUAAAUGAUUAUUUAGAGCAUCCAGAAGUAUCUGAAAAUAAUAAACAAAUUGCAAAAAAGAUAAUGGAAUUUUUCAAACACAAAAUGGGGAUUGUUGUGAACCAUGAAAUACAUUUUGCAACAAAUAAACCUAUUUGUGUAUACAGCAUAUCCAAAAUCGGUGAUGCAUAGCAUUACACAGAAUGAUUAAAAUGUAUACAUAUGGUCAAUUAAUUUCAUAGUUUAGAGCGAUCUAAAAUAAUAAUUAUCUUAGAAAAUGAACAAAUCAAAAUAAAAUUUAAUGUUUUAGAUACAUUUUUUAAAUAUAAGAAGUAUAAAAUAUUUAUCUUAUCUUAUAUAGAGUAAAUUAAUCAAAAUUACGAAGAAGUAAUUCACACUAUAUAAGCUAAAUAAAGGAUAAUCUAAGAAAAAUAAAAUUUAUUGAUUUCAUUAAACAUUCUAUUACUAUGUUAUGUAUAUACAGCUUUGAAUUAAUUAUAUAAGUUGUUUAAAUUCUGUAACUAAGGAUUAUAACAUUAGGAUUAUAACAUAAGGAUUAUAAAAUCGAUAUAAA